GUGUGUGUGUGUGUGUGUGUGUGUGUGUGUGUGUGUGUGUGUGUGUGUAUGAGUGACACCUUAAUUGUGAGGGAAACGUUACUUGAAGGGGACGUUUGCCCUCACACAGGAACCACUGGUAUUUUAAUACUUGAUUUCUUUCAGUUUUUAAAUCAUAGAUCAAAAAUGCUUAGCAUAAUUUGUUAUUUUUCUUUUUGAUGGGAUCUCCAUAUGUUAUCCUGGCUGGCUUGGAACUCACUGUGAAGAGACCAGGCUACCCUCAGACUUGUAGCAAUCCUCUUUCCUCUGCUGCCCAUUCCAGAGAAUUGGAAUCCCAUGCCUGAGAUUCCAGGCGUCAGCCAUCAUGCUUCCUCUGACAUACUUUUUAAUGGCAAACAUUAUACCUUAAAACCCUGAAGAGCCAUCUUGGGCUGACUGUGGCUACCUGUUUGGUUAUUUUAAAGUGUUAAUAGGAAGGAAAAGAAAGUUCAUAUUUGAGUUCAAGAGAUUGUCAUUAGUCCUACCAUACCAUUCCAAACUUCCCAUUGUAACUGUGGUUACUGGGGGCGGAGGGACUGGAAUCCAACCGAGGGCCUUUGCAUGCCAAGCACAUGUUGUACCCCCUCACCACAUCCCCAGCCUGCAAGCACCAUAGCACUGAGCUAUGUCACUGGCCCUUUUCUGUUUUAUUGUGAAGCUGGGGAUGGAUCACACUCAUGCAUGACGAUUGUGUAAUUGCACACUGCCAAUGGCCCACACCCCCAGCCAACUAACCCCGCUCCUUAUUUACCCCCUCCCACUCUGUCCUUUCUUUACUUCUUCUGGGGAGUAAACUCAGGGUCUCUCUUGCCUAUCUUGCUAGAUAAGUGCUCUACCUCUGAACUACAUCUCCAGCCUUUUAGCCUUGGGUAAUGUUAUUAAAAUCAGCCGACUUCGUUUUAUUGUCGCAGAAUGAGGACUGAAUAUUUAAGGUCUGUGAAACAGAGCCAGCAACAAAGUAGUGUUCUUAUUAUGUUUCACCUCAUAAUUCUGCUCCAGUUGAUAAAAACAACACCUUUCCCUUCAUUCGUUUGAAAAGCAGACUGUCUGCCUGCCUGCCUGCCUUUCUUUCUUCCUUCCUUCCUUCCUUCCUUCCUUCCUCUCUCUCUCUCUCUCUCUCUCUCUCUCUCUCUCUCUCUCUCUCUCUCUUUCUUUCUUUCUUUCUUCUCUCUUUGGGGAUUGAAUCUAGGACCAGGCAUGAUGAGAUCCCAUCAGAAAACCAAGUGUACACUGAGGUACAUCCCCAAAUGUCUUUCACUCUCAAUAAAAUUAGUGCUGAAUUUUAAAGGAGAUAUUCAAGAAAUGAAGAAAUAGCAGGUCUUGUUCAAAUGCUGUUAUCAUGGACUUUGAUUUUCAUGAGUUUUUUAAAAGCCUGUGUUUCCCAAAGGCAGUGAUAAUAAAAACUAAAUAUCUUUGCUCUUAAAAGGAGAGUAACAUUGUAGAUGCUUGUCUUAAAUAACUUGGUAUGUACUAGAAAAUUUAAAUGGACCAUAAAUUUAGAUGAAGCAAUGUUUCCGAGGUAUUAUGUCAAGAUAUAAAGUUCUUCCAUGUAAUGUAAGUUUAGUGUGUCAUAGUCCUAAGCGUAAAUAUAAAACACGUUGCAAUUGUUACAUUUUAAAGAGAUUGUUUAGUAUAUAAAAAUUCUAAUCAUUGUGUUUAGAACACUUUUCUCUUUUGUUGUAAGCAUGACACAUGAAGUAGAAGCAGUAAACUGUCUUUAGAGGUAGUGAUUUGUAGAAUUGAUGUGAUUUUUAAGACAUUAAAAUUAAGCUGCAAAUGUUAUUUCUGCAUUUUUUCAUGUAUGAUUUCUUGUCAUAGCUUGAAAAAUUGGAUGAAUCAGUUUCAUUUUUAUAAUCUUUACUUUAAAAAUAAAAAUGUAUCUUGUGAUUUGUAAAUGUACCAGGAGUGGGGAUAAAGUCUGUUUAUAAUGUAAAGCUCUUUUGUAUAUUUUAAUUUCUGGACCACACUGUAGCUAGUUAUUCCAUUUAAUCUUAAGGUAAUUUAAAUCUAUAAAAUAAAUAUCUCAAUUAUAUUAUCAAUAAAAGAGAACUGAAAAUAUUUUUUAAAAUAAAUUACAUUCUAUGUCCAUUAUAGAAUCCAUAAGAUAUUAAAAGUAGUUUUUUAUCCUUGUUUGGAUGGCUUGUUUUAUUUAUCAUCUGUGGAACCUGAGAUCUACCCGAGGGUUACACGUGUUAGGUAAAGUGUUUCUUUUAAAUGUUUGCAUUAUUGAUGAGGGAAAAUGUUAACUAUAAAAUAAAAGAAUGGGAGGGCUGGGGAGAUGGUUCAGGUGAUAGAGCUGUAUGACCUACGUUCAUAUUCCUAGCACCUACAUACUAGCCAGGUUUAGUCAGUCCCUGCCUCAUAAAGUGAGGAGCCAUAGAAGGCAAUGACUGUUGAACCACUCACUGGUGUCCACACAUGUACACAUACAGGCAGACAUCAGAAUGGACAGAUGUUAAAAUUAUGAAAUGUUUCUUUUAAAAGAAUUUUUCUUUAGACUUAUCUUUCGUUUGGAUGCUUUGGGUUUUCGUUUUUUUCCAGUCAGGGCUUCUUUGUAGACCAGGCUGGCCUUGAACUCGAGAUAUGCCUGCCCCUCCCUCCCGAGCACUGGGAACAAAGGCGUGUGCUAGCACCGGCCUCCUAGAUUCACUUUUUCAAAGAUUUAUUUUGUGUGUGUGUGUGCCCGUGAGUAUGUGUAUGUACUAUGUGCAUGAAGAUGCCUUUGGAGGCAUCAGAUCCCUUGUACUGGGAUUAACGGCAGUGGGAAGCAGCCAGGUACCUACUGGAAACAGCUUCAUCCUCCGCCCUCCUCUGAAAAGCCGGAGAGAGGAGAUUGUUGUGAGGUGCGUGCGGCGAGCGUAAGCGUGACAGCUCCGCAGGUUCACUCAGGAAUCCGGUCCUGGAGGCAAGACGGCGGGAAAGCGCCUCCGCUCCUGCGCUGUGCUUCCCCGGCGCGGAGAGCGCGGGAGCCGCUGGCGCGCGGGACUUCUGCGCAUGCGCGGGGCGCUGGCUCGUCUUAGCGGCGUGAGUUGCGGGCGCUGUCGCCUUACGCUGCUGCCUGCUCUUCAGGCGGGCUUCAGCAGGAAUGGAGCCGCUGGACGAUCUGGACCUGCUGCUGCUGGAAGAGGACAGCGGAGCGGAGGCCGUGCCGCGGAUGGAGAUACUUCAGAAGAAGGCAGACGCUUUCUUUGCUGAGACAGUUCUGAGCCGAGGAGUGGAUAACCGAUACCUGGUGCUAGCCGUUGAGACCAAGCUGAAUGAAAGAGGAGCAGAGGAGAAGCACCUACUCAUAACUGUGUCCCAGGAAGGAGAGCAGGAAGUUCUGUGCAUCCUGAGGAAUGGCUGGAGUUCGGUACCAGUUGAGCCAGGAGACAUCAUUCACAUCGAGGGAGACUGUACAUCUGAGCCGUGGAUAGUAGACGAUGACUUUGGCUAUUUUAUCCUGUCCCCGGACAUGCUGAUCUCUGGCACAAGCGUCGCCAGCAGUAUUCGGUGUCUGAGAAGAGCUGUCCUGAGUGAGACUUUCAGGGUCUCUGAUACAGCCACUCGCCAAAUGCUGAUCGGUACAAUUCUCCACGAAGUCUUUCAAAAAGCAAUAAGUGAGAGCUUUGCUCCAGAAAAGCUACAAGAGCUUGCUCUUCAAACUCUCCGAGAAGUAAGGCAUUUGAAGGAAAUGUAUCGCUUGAAUCUGAGUCAAGAUGAAGUAAGAUGUGAAGUAGAAGAGUAUCUCCCCUCUUUCUCUAAGUGGGCUGACGAGUUCAUGCAUAAGGGCACUAAGGCAGAAUUCCCUCAAAUGCAUCUCUCUCUGCCAAGUGAUAGCAGUGACAGAAGUUCACCUUGUAACAUUGAAGUAGUCAAGUCACUAGAUAUUGAAGAAAGCAUCUGGUCCCCGAGGUUUGGACUGAAAGGCAAAAUAGACGUCACCGUUGGGGUCAAAAUACAUCGAGAUUGUAAGACGAAAUAUAAGAUAAUGCCACUGGAGCUCAAAACUGGCAAAGAAUCGAAUUCUAUUGAACACCGAGGUCAGGUGAUCCUGUACACACUGCUAAGCCAGGAGAGACGAGAGGAUCCUGAGGCUGGCUGGCUUCUCUAUCUCAAGACCGGGCAGAUGUACCCUGUGCCCGCCAACCAUCUGGACAAAAGAGAACUGCUGAAGCUCAGGAACCAACUGGCCUUCUCUCUGCUGCACCGAGUUAGCAGAGCAGCUGCCGGGGAGGAAGCACGGCUUUUGGCCUUGCCACAAAUAAUUGAGGAAGAGAAAACCUGUAAAUAUUGUUCGCAGAUGGGCAACUGUGCUCUUUAUAGCAGAGCAGUUGAACAGGUACAUGACACUUCCAUCCCAGAAGGCAUGCGGUCCAAAAUCCAGGAAGGAACUCAGCACCUGACGCGGGCGCACUUGAAGUAUUUCAGCCUGUGGUGCCUCAUGUUAACGUUGGAGUCACAAUCUAAAGAUACUAAGAAGAGUCACCAGAGCAUCUGGUUAACGCCUGCGUCCAAACUGGAGGAGAGCGGCAACUGCAUUGGAAGCCUGGUCAGGACAGAGCCUGUAAAGCGAGUUUGUGAUGGACACUACUUACAUAAUUUUCAGCGGAAAAAUGGCCCCAUGCCCGCCACCAAUCUGAUGGCAGGUGACAGAAUCAUUUUAAGUGGAGAAGAGAGAAAACUGUUUGCUUUGUCUAAAGGCUACGUGAAGAGGAUUGACACAGCAGCGGUAACCUGCUUGCUAGACAGGAACCUGUCAACACUUCCAGAAACAACAUUGUUUCGAUUAGACCGGGAAGAAAAACAUGGUGAUAUAAAUACUCCCUUAGGAAAUCUGUCUAAAUUGAUGGAAAACACAGAUAGCAGCAAAAGACUUCGAGAACUAAUCAUUGAUUUCAAGGAACCUCAGUUUAUAGCCUACCUCAGCUCCGUUCUUCCACACGAUGCGAAGGAUACAGUGGCCAACAUUCUAAAGGGUUUGAAUAAGCCUCAGAGACAAGCAAUGAAGAAGGUUCUUCUUUCAAAAGACUACACACUCAUUGUCGGGAUGCCAGGGACAGGAAAGACAACCACAAUAUGUGCCCUUGUAAGGAUCCUCUCUGCCUGUGGUUUCAGCGUUCUGCUGACCAGUUAUACGCACUCUGCCGUGGACAAUAUUCUCUUGAAGUUAGCCAAGUUUAAAAUUGGAUUUUUGCGUCUGGGUCAGUCUCAUAAGGUCCAUCCAGACAUCCAGAAGUUUACAGAGGAGGAGAUGUGCAGACUGAGGUCCAUUGCGUCCUUAGCCCAUCUAGAAGAACUCUAUAAUAGUCACCCUGUCGUUGCCACAACCUGCAUGGGAAUAAGCCACCCAAUGUUUUCCCGAAAAACCUUUGAUUUCUGUAUUGUGGAUGAAGCCUCUCAAAUCAGUCAGCCCAUCUGCCUGGGCCCACUUUUCUUUUCUCGGAGGUUUGUGUUGGUGGGGGACCAUAAGCAACUUCCUCCCCUGGUACUGAACCGGGAAGCAAGAGCUCUGGGCAUGAGCGAGAGCUUGUUCAAGAGGCUGGAGAGGAACGAGAGUGCUGUUGUGCAGCUGACGAUACAGUACAGGAUGAACAGGAAGAUUAUGUCCUUGAGCAAUAAGCUCACGUAUGAAGGGAAACUGGAGUGUGGAUCAGACCGAGUGGCCAACGCAGUGAUAACCCUGCCCAACCUCAAGGAUGUCAGGCUGGAGUUUUAUGCCGAUUAUUCUGAUAACCCCUGGCUGGCUGGAGUGUUUGAGCCAGACAAUCCCGUUUGUUUCCUUAAUACAGAUAAGGUCCCAGCUCCAGAACAAAUUGAAAAUGGUGGCGUGAGCAAUGUCACAGAAGCCAGACUCAUCGUCUUCCUAACCUCAACUUUUAUAAAGGCAGGCUGCAGCCCCUCGGAUAUUGGCAUCAUCGCCCCGUACCGGCAGCAGCUGCGGACCAUCACCGACCUGCUGGCACGGUCUUCUGUUGGGAUGGUCGAGGUUAACACAGUGGACAAGUACCAAGGAAGGGACAAGAGUCUCAUCCUGGUGUCCUUUGUUAGGAGCAACGAGGAUGGAACUCUUGGUGAGCUCCUGAAAGAUUGGCGAAGACUCAACGUGGCCAUAACCAGAGCCAAACAUAAACUGAUCCUGCUGGGCAGCGUGUCCUCGCUGAAGCGCUUUCCCCCUUUGGAGAAGCUCUUUGACCAUCUGAACGCAGAGCAGUUAAUCAGGAACCUUCCAUCAAGAGAGCACGAGAGUCUGUACCACAUCCUGGGUGACUGUCAGAGAGACUGAAGCACUGCACUGCUACCUGCCGUUCAUGGCAGUGAGGGGAUCACAUGGCCUAAGCUCCAGCUUAGCUUUGCUGGGAAUGCCACCCUUAAACGGAAGACGACGUUUAGCCGAAAGGUACAAAAGGACGUGAAUGUACCUUUCUCAAAGUUCCAGAUUUUUCUCUUCUGUUACCAGGCGAAAUUCUACUUUAAAAGUACUGAUGUACCCAAGACUGAGAAGUCAAAAUUUGGAAAUACUUCAAGUAUAUCUGUGUAUGGCCAAGCUGGGGGAAGUAAGAUUUCCACUUGAAAAACUUGGGGUCUGUACUGUAAUACCUAAGGUUCUGUUAGAUCUCAAGGUCAAGAUCUCACAAAUUAGAAUUUGGGGUCUGAUUCCAGAAUUGUAAAAGGUCAGACAGACUGGCUUGACUCCUGGCUAACUCUGAAUUUUGUGAUUUCCUGGGUUUUUUUAUAUUUAAUAUUAGAUGAGGUCUUGAUAUAAAACAUAUUUUUGAUGUAUUUGAUAUAAAAGAAAAAAAUUUCUGAGGAGUUUUGAUUUCUUAAUCGAUGCCAGCUUAUGAGGUAUGGCCUGUUUCAUCCUGGUUUGCCUCCUUGGGGUCAUUGCUCAACCUUUUCACUGAUGUACAGAUGUUUUUUUUUUUUUUUUUUUUUUUUUUUGCUUCUUUUUUUCGGAGCUGGGGACCGAACCCAGGGCCUUGCGCUUCCUAGGCAAGCGCUCUACCACUGAGCUAAAUCCCCAACCCCCAGAUGUUUUUAUGGAUAAAUUUACCAGCGAGUAUAUAAGGUGACAUUUUCACUUCGGGUCUUAUCUCCUGGAGUAGAAAACCUACCUCACUUUGAUGCUUCUGUCUUUUUUUAUUAAUUAAAUGUACAGUUUAAUAAAUUUUUUGUCCUGA
Molecule: messenger RNA, 7178 nt
Organism: Rattus norvegicus (Norway rat)
Lineage: Eukaryota; Metazoa; Chordata; Mammalia; Rodentia; Muridae
Source: RefSeq, a predicted model, not a curated record